AUGUCAACGACGGAAUCCGCCACCUGUCGUCCUCCCACGACUACUCAAUCAACUACAGCACAAGAGACCACAACGAUGCCUACUACGGAAGCCACCACCUCCCAUCCUACAACUACUAUCCAAUCAACUACAACACAAGACACCUCAACGAUGUCCAUCACGGAAGCCACCACCUCACACCCUACCACAACGACUCAAUCAACUACUACACAAGAGACCACAACAAUGUCUCCGUUUGAAUCCACCACCUCACACCCUACCGCAACGACUCAAUCAACUACUACACAAGACACCGAGACCAUGUCUACGACGGACUCAACCACAUCACGUACCACAACAUCUAUUCAAUCGACUGCAAAGAUCUUCGUGACAGAUAAAGAUGUGAACAAGAUUUAUGUUGCAGAUCUUCAAGAAAACCUAAACUUCACUGACAUUCCAUCCACUAAAGAACCCCGUUAUAUUACCUAUGACUCCGUGGAGAAGAAGAUCUACUGGACUGACAGGGAGACAAAACAAGUUUAUCGUGCUGAUGCGGAUGGUGGAGACAGGGAGAAUGUCACUUCUGGAAGCAGUGAUGGUAUGAUGUAUUCACGUAGUCGUAUAAACAUGAAUCUUGAUAAAUAG
Molecule: messenger RNA, 624 nt
Organism: Strongylocentrotus purpuratus (purple sea urchin)
Lineage: Eukaryota; Metazoa; Echinodermata; Echinoidea; Camarodonta; Strongylocentrotidae
Product: salivary glue protein Sgs-3-like
Exons: 6
Coding region: 1-624 (207 amino acids)
Source: RefSeq, a predicted model, not a curated record